GCCUUGAUGCCUGCAGCCGUUUUGAAACUGCCGCCAGCCGCGCGGAAAGGAUGUUCACACCAGGUGGACGUCGGAAGGUGCGCACCGCGGCGGAUCCGCCGAUGCCGCCUGACGAAGCCCUGAAGAUGUUGAAGGAGGGCAAUCGUCGAUUCGUGAAGGGAGAACCUCAGGCAACCCGUACCAACGAGGGCAUGCGAAAUGCUCUAGUCGAUAUGGGACAAGCGCCGCACACCGCCGUCAUCGGAUGCGCUGAUUCCCGUGCGCCUUUAGAAACAAUUUUCGACGCAAUGCCUGGGGAUAUCUUUGUGCUGCGAAAUGCGGGCAACACCUGUACACACGCAGAAGGCAGCAUGGUGGGUAGCUUGGAAUUUAGCACCGGCAAGCUGGGUGCCCAAUUGAUUUUGGUUCUUGGCCAUACCAAAUGCGGUGCGAUUUAUGGAGCGACCAAUGCCUAUUUGGAGGCAAAGAAUAGUGAAGUUAGCAGUGUCAAUUCUGCCCUGGAGGGCCUUUUGCUGGACUUAGCUCCAGUUGCUGAGAAGGCUCUAGCGGACAUGGGUUCCAACAGUGACGCAGAGACGGUAGCUGCGCAUGCCGUGCGCGUGAAUGUUUUCCAUACCAUUGACUUCUUGUUGAAGUACAGCGCCCCAAUCCGGGAGAAAGUGAAGAAUGGACAGCUUGAGAUUCAAGGUGGAAUCUAUCAUUUGGAUUCCGGCAACGUAGAGUUCAUGGGCCGUUCGCCUUCACAGCCAGAGCUCUUGUCCUCGAAGGUGAGCAUUCCGCCCUCCAUGACUAGAGAAGGUGGCCGCACCUCUGGCUACGGCCCAGCCAUGCGCGGCACCCAUGGGGUCCGCACUGGAGCAGAUAGUGCCAUUGCAGCGGAGGAUGCCUUGAAGAUGCUGAAGGAUGGCAAUGAGCGCUUUGCUGUGGGUGCACCUUUGGCAAAACAUGCCACUUCAAAGAUGCGGGAAGCUUUGGUGAGCCAUGGGCAAGCGCCACACACUGCAGUUUUUGGCUGCGCGGAUUCCCGUGUUCCGGUUGACACGGUUUUUGAUGCCAUGCCAGGCGACUUGUUCGUGUUGAGGAAUGCCGGCAACACUUGUACGCACGCAGAAGGCAGCAUGGUUGGCAGCUUGGAAUUCUGUGCCGGAAAGCUGGGAUCGAAACUGAUUCUGGUGCUGGGACACACGCAAUGUGGUGCCAUUGCAGGAGCUACCAAGACAUAUCUGGGCAGUAAAGACGGUCCCACCUCAAAGAACGUGGGUUGUGCGCUGGAGGGUCUGCUCAUUGGUCUGUCUCGUGUGGCACAACAGGUGAUGGUCCUGGGACACACGGCCUGUGGAGCCAUCAAGGGAGCCACCAAGACCUUCCUGCAGUCCAAGACGGUGAGGCAAGCCAAGGCAGCCAGGGCCCUUGAUGCUCUGCUGCAAGGUCUCAGCGUGGUGGCUUCCAAGUCGGCAGAGGAGUUGGGACCCACCGCCACCGAGGAGCAGAUCGCCAGCCAUGCCGUGAAGCUGAAUGUUUUCCACACCAUUGACUUCUUGCUGGAGUUCAGCCCGAUGAUUCGGAAUAAGGUCUCAAGUGGAGAAGUGGAGAUCCAGGGUGGCAUCUACGACCUGGAGACAGGGCGGGUGGAAUUUCUGGGCAGAAGCCCAGCACAAGCAGCGCUGGUGCAGCGAUCAGAUUUCACCAUGCCGCCCUCCUUGUCGGAAUGAGGUCUCCACCAUGGGGCGUAUCGCGAGAACGCCUCUCUGACUACAAUUCAGUUUCACCCAGCGAGAAUCGCUGGACAGUGUUUAAACAGACUGAAGUCAAGGAAGUAGGUAGGAAUGGCUGUAAAUACGGAGGAUGUGCACUGCAGUCCCAAAUUUUCCACGCAGAACUCAUUCAAUUUUCGAAUUUUCAGCUGGCCACAAAUCUCGAAGGGAACUGAGGCUCCAUUUUCGCUGCCGAUUUUCUGGCAGCCCCUGGUGGGUGCCAGAAACUCGCCCCAGACUUCAUGGCGCUGAAAAGAAGCCGCAGUGUGAUGGAUUUUGAUUCACAACUUUGGUUUGGUUUGUUCACCGGUUGUGUUUAAAAAUCAAGGUUGGUACUCACCUUCAUAACUGUUCCCCAAAGCUUUCAGUGGGACGCUCUGGAAACCUCUUGAGGAGCUCCUGGGAACUGGCCCUGGAAUUGGUUGAAUUUGCAUUGCAGCGGUAGAUCACCGGAAGGUGUUAUUUCUUGUACAGUUAGUGUCUUGGGGUUAGAAAGGGAUUGCUGGAUUGCUGGCGUUGAACAACUUCCAGCACGAUCAUAGUGCCCGGCUACAGCAUGCAUCAUGGCAAGAGCUGC
Molecule: messenger RNA, 2331 nt
Organism: Cladocopium goreaui
Lineage: Eukaryota; Dinophyceae; Suessiales; Symbiodiniaceae
Source: the annotation of a GenBank genome assembly